This is a messenger RNA of Danio rerio (zebrafish), 2360 nucleotides long. RefSeq names its product mitochondrial calcium uptake 2 (gene micu2). Gene Ontology annotation, biological process: mitochondrial calcium ion transmembrane transport; calcium import into the mitochondrion. Gene Ontology annotation, molecular function: calcium ion binding. The record is from RefSeq and is marked validated. NCBI's taxonomy places the organism in Eukaryota, Metazoa, Chordata, Actinopteri, Cypriniformes, Danionidae. Gene Ontology annotation, cellular component: mitochondrial intermembrane space; mitochondrial inner membrane.
AAGACUGAUAAAACUUCCCCUAGAAUAAUGGCGACUUGGGCCAGGUUAGGCGCUACUUUGCGAAGUACAGCCAAAAGUUUCUGGCCUGUCAGAAGUAUAUUUUACCGUCGUGCUUUUGGAGCGGGUCUGUUGGGCUCUGUUGUAGCAGGAGGAUUUAUUUACUAUAAGAAUGAACCGCGAUGGAGACUGUGGCCACAUAUCGUGUACGCGGAGGACGAGAAGCAAGAGCAGAUCAUGGUACCACAGAUGUCCAUGAGGCGCCGCCGGUUUAACCAGUUUGCCUCCAUGAUAUAUGAGGAUGAGCCAUACAUGACACCCAGAGACUUCCUCCAUUCAGUCUUGAUGGAGAAAGUGGACCACAAACUAAAGAAAAAGGUGUUGACCAAAGCAGACUUGGACGAAAUGAUAAAGGUUGCUUCCAAAGCCGAGGCAGGAAAUAACCUGUUCAGAGGAAUCGGUGACAAGGGGUUGAUCUCUUACACUGAGUACCUGUUUCUCCUCACUAUUAUUACAAAAUCUGACACAGGAUUUCAUAUUGCUUUCAAAAUGCUUGAUAUUGAUGGCAGUGAGACUGUGGACAAGAUGGAAUUUCAGAAGCUGAAGAAAGUAAAUGGACCAAAGAAAGAGCUACUAAGGCAGGGUGGGACAGAGCUUUCAGACAAUGCUGAUGAGGUUGACACUACACUACAAGUGUUCUUCUUCGGGAAAGAUGGCAAUAAAAAACUCCAGUACAAAGAUUUCUGCAGGUUUAUGGAAGACCUGCAGGCAGAGGUGCAAGAGGUUGAGUUCACACAGUUUUCUAAAGGAAUGAAGACCAUGAGGAGGGAGGAUUUUGCUGAAUGGCUGCUUCAUUUCACUAAUGAAGAGGACAACGAGGCAUACCAGGACAAUAUGAGAAAGAGAAUCCCCACUGGACAGAGCAUCACCUUUGAUGAAUUUAAAGAGUUCUGUCUCUUUACCUACCAUCUGGAGGACUUCGCCAUCUCUGUCAAGAUGAGUAUUGAGGGCAGCAAGCCUAUAGGAUUGGCUCAGUUUAAGCGAGCGGUGAUGAUCGCGACUGGUCACGAACUUUCAGACAACGUUUUAGACACAGUUUUCAAGCUCUUUGACAUGGAUGGAGACGACUGUCUGAGCCAUAAAGAGUUCCUCGCUGUGAUGAAAGACCGAGUACAUCGUGGCCUGAGGGUUCAGCCCCAGUAUGGUGUUUCGGGUUAUUGGAAAUGUGUGAAAAGGGAGACAUUGGAAGGAGCUCAAGAGGCUCUCCGUAAAAACGGCAGUCCUAUCUGACUCGAGAAGAGUGUCUGGCAAGUGGAAUGUGGUAUACUUCUGGGGAAAAAAAAAAGUAUGAUACACGGUUAAUUAUCUAAAAGAAGCAGGGCUUGAACAUUGUACUGUCAUUUUCCAUUUAAAUGUUUACAUGGGUGCAAAGAUUUUUGCUUAAAAAGUGACAAUGGCGUUGGCCCAAAAAUAGUGAAUGUGUAAAAUAAAAAUAAUCAUAAUUGAAUAAUAUUGUGGUGAUAAACAGUAUUGAAAAUAUGUGGAUUUUUCAUUGAAUUUGUGAAAUACUGUAGUCUGUGACCACUCCAGCAAGAUUACACUGUCACUUCAUCAUUUCAUAGGAAACAUGUUUAAUCAUAUUUAUCCUUUAUUUUAUUUGAAGUGUGGUGGUCUUUUUAUAUAUCCUCUUUGUAAAGCUUUUGUGGAAGAUAACACUUACCAUGUGAGACAUGGAAAUGUGCAGUGCUGAUGGUCCUCCAGGAACAUGGUUGAAAACCACUGGUGUAGAGCACUUUUGUACUAGUUUUGUGACUGAACAAAUGUGCAAUUCCAUUUUAAAUGGGCUCAUUGUAAAAAUAGGUUUUCCCCCUUUUUGAGAAAAGGAAAGUACACUGUGAAAUACAGUUUUCUUCUUUAUUGAAGGAUUCCAUGUGGUACUUGUGAGGAUGGACUGCGAGCAGGUGACACUGCUAAAAUGAGCAAUUCCUCCAUGUUUAAAGUUUCUGUACUGAGAGGUCACUUUAGAUUUUCUUUUGGCCUCAUGCGUUCACGUGAUGCAAAUUCACAUGUCAGAGUUCAUCAAGCUUUAAUUUUGAUACACAGCGAAAUAUCUUCACACAGAUCUGCAUUUUUUGCUUAAUGCAUUCACAUGCAUAUGAAUGGAAUGCAAGAGAACAAACACGAAGUCUAGUGUGACAUGACUUUGAUAUUAUGUAAUCGGUUAUGUUUGGUUGUGGUGUACCAUAUACAUGUUUUUUUUUUAAAGUUUUCAAUAUAAAAAAACUGUACUAUAAUUUAGGUGGUGGACAUGAAAUGCCAGUAAUGCAUUAUUCCUUCAUGAAUAAAAAAAGCUAAAACGCAAA